Cydia amplana is the source of this 499-nucleotide messenger RNA. RefSeq lists its product as uncharacterized. The coding region runs from base 113 to 463 and encodes 116 amino acids. The record is from RefSeq and is a predicted model, not a curated record. NCBI's taxonomy places the organism in Eukaryota, Metazoa, Arthropoda, Insecta, Lepidoptera, Tortricidae. The transcript is spliced from 3 exons.
GGUAAAUCGAAACCUGUUGGUAUAAAACCUCAUGAAAACCAUCACACCAUCAGUAACUUACCACCAGUUUUGGAACGUAUCCGCCAAUAUUUGACAGCUACAUUUUUUUACAAUGGGAUUUAAAUUAAGCUUUGGCAUCGCGGUUUUCUGCCUAAUUUGUUUUUUAGAAACGCAAGGGUCUUUUAUUAAGGCGAAGAACAUUCCAAGGGUCGGGAGAAGCAACGAGGCCGAUGGGCCUUUUGACCAGGGGGCAAUGGGUUACGUUAUCAAGACAAUUCCGGCGAAAAACAUACCGCGCAUGGGCAGGAGGAAUUACGAUUCGCAAAAUCGCUAUGAUAUCCCGAAAUUUUAUGAAGCGCCUGCAGAAAACUUGGAAUUAUUUGGAGAUGACGGUCAACCUGGAUUCAACCAAGAGCAAAUAGAGGGUUAUUAUAGCAACCAGCUGGAAAAUAUGAAGAAAUAAGAAACAGAAAUGCUCGACUUGGCUGGGGCACUACCG